AUGACACAAACUUUGGAAUCGUUUAUCAACAAAGUAAUUUCGGUGAUUACUGGUGAUGGACGAAAUAUAGUCGGCUUAAUGAAAGGUUUCGAUCAAACCAUCAAUCUGGUACUAGAAGAUUCCCAUGAACGUGUUUUUAGUGAAGAUGCGGGUGUUGAGCAAAUUCCACUUGGUUUAUAUAUUGUCAGGGGCGAUAAUGUAGCAGUUAUUGGUGAAUUGGAUGAAGAUCUCGAUAAACGUUUAGAUUUCAGCAAAAUGAAAGCACCACCACUGGGUCCAGUAUGGGUGCAUAUGUAG
Messenger RNA from Acanthocheilonema viteae, 297 nucleotides. The record is from the annotation of a GenBank genome assembly. NCBI's taxonomy places the organism in Eukaryota, Metazoa, Nematoda, Chromadorea, Rhabditida, Onchocercidae.